AUGCCUAAAUUUGUACCAAGGCAGCGAAAGCAAAAACACCGACGCCAGGACACGAGCGCGCCAGUCGACACCAAUGUUGCGGAGCUAGCGCCGGUCUCCAAAGACGAAAAAGAGGCGCGCAGACAAAAGCUGCGGGAUGAACUUCGAGAACAGAACACAAAUGUCUCUUCAAAGAAGCAAAAGAGAUUGGAGAAGUACAUUGAAACAAAACUCAAAAAAGAAGAGAACGUCGAGCUUCUGAAGAAGCUAGCGCAAGCCAAUGUCGACACAUCGGGGCUACAAACUUCGAGAGAUCUAGGGAAGCGGAAAAGGCAGCCUGGCAUACAAGACUCGGUCAGGAUACAUGCGCCGAAGGAAAGUCGGGCUGCAGGCGACUCCGAUGACUCCGACAUCGAUUUACAGUCAACUCCGGGAGCAAAGCCUCAAAUACCCACCAGACCUGUCGGAAGCGGAUUGAAGCGCCCUCUUGAGCUUGGAGCAGACGGAUUUCCGGUCAUCAAAAAGCGGAAGCGCACAAAGAAGCGAAAGAUUUCAGUGGCGCCUGCCACUGAGCCAUCGUGGGAAGGUUUUGAGUCAGGCGAAGAAACGCCAAGUGGAGAUGAGCAAGAUGAUGUCUCUGAGAAGUCUGAUAUUGAAGAUUCAUCAGAAGGAGACCUCGCAGAUGCACACUUGACAGCUUUCUCUGAUACUUCAGAGGAGGAUGGGGAAGACGACAACAACAACGACGACGAUGAUGAGGAGGAGGAACAGGAGGACUCGGAGGGUGACGAUGACGAUGAAGGAAGUGAAGACUCGACGACCGACGAGAACGAUCACCGUAUUAAGCCACGCGAGUCAGCAUUCAAAUCAUGGGCUAUACAACAAAUCAACGAAGCUGUGGGCUUCAACCCUGCUGAGGGACCCCUUGUUCACGAACAUGUGCAACAAGCCUUCGCACCACCGAGGAAAGAACCUCAAAACACUGUGGAGAUUGAAGAGCCUCUUCCGCGUGAACUCGAAGUAACAACUGGAAACCCGUUCCGAAAGGCAUUUAGUGUCCACGUUGACCGUUCUGAGGAAAUCCAGUCGUCUCGUCUCGGCCUCCCAGUUGUCGGCGAAGAACAGAAAAUCAUGGAAGCAAUUUACAACAACGCUGUGGUCGUCAUUUGGGGUGCUACUGGUAGCGGUAAGACAACCCAGCUGCCUCAGUUUCUUUUCGAAGCUGGCUUUGGCAAUCCGGAUAGUCCAAAUCCGGGCAUGAUUGGUGUUACGCAGCCUCGCCGAGUUGCUGCUGUGAGUAUGGCGAACCGCGUCUCCCAAGAAUUGGGCCAGUUCUCCGAUCAGGUGUCCUACCAGAUUCGAUUCGAAACUACGGUAUCGAAGAAGACCGCGAUCAAGUUCAUGACAGACGGUAUUUUACUUCGUGAAAUCGCAGAUGAUUUCGCUCUGCGCAAGUACUCCGUGUUGAUCAUUGAUGAAGCGCACGAAAGAAGCGUCAACACGGACAUUCUCAUCGGAAUGGUCAGUCGCAUUGUUGACCUUCGCAAGUCCAUGAGCGAGGAGGAUCCGUCUGUGAAGCCUCUCAAAGUCGUGAUCAUGUCUGCUACGCUUCGGAUUUCGGAUUUCACCGAGAACCCGAGCUUGUUCCGAGAUGGCCCGCCGCCUUUGGUGCAGGCGGAAGGUCGCCAGUAUCCAGUGACCGUUCACUUUGCGCGUCGGACUCAAAGGGACUAUGUGGAGGAAGCUUUCCGCAAGGUCUCCCGGGGCCAUCGAAAACUUCCCGCAGGAGGGAUGCUCGUCUUCUUGACUGGUCAAAACGAGAUUCGGCUUCUGUCGAAAAAGCUCAAGCAGGCCUUUAAAUCUACGGAACGUCUUGAGACGGCGCAGGCUAAGGUGCAACUAAAUGCAAAUGAAGCACCUUUAGAAGCCGAAGACUUGGAGCUCGGCGGCAUGGACAUGGAUCAUGCAGGGGAUGACGAGGAUGAUCUGGAAAUCACCGGUCUUGACGAGCCAGAGGAUGAUGAAGGGUUUGAUCUUGGGGAAGAAGCUAUGGACUCUUCGACAAAGGUCCACGUCUUGCCGUUGUAUUCGCAGCUGCCGACUAAGGAACAAAUGAAGGUGUUCGAAGCGCCUCCAGAUAACUCACGCCUCAUCAUUCUCGCCACUAAUGUGGCGGAGACAUCACUUACCAUUCCUGGCAUCAAAUAUGUUUUCGAUUGCGGUCGAUCAAAGGAGAAACAAUAUGAUCUGUCGACUGGUGUGCAAAAUUUCCGAAUCGGCUGGAUAAGCAAGGCCAGCGCGAACCAGCGCGCUGGUCGAGCUGGUCGAACGGGCCCCGGCCACUGUUACCGACUCUACUCUUCUGCGGUCUACGAGGCCGACUUUGCCGAUUAUACCGACCCUGAGAUUCUGCGUACCCCAAUUGAGGGUGUCGUUCUCCAGAUGAAGAGCAUGGGCCUUCACAAUGUGAUCAAUUUCCCCUUUCCGACUCCUCCCAGUCGCCAAGGUAUCGCCAAGGCAGAAAAGCUGUUGAAAAACCUUGGUGCCCUUUCCAGCAGUGGUCAAGUUACUCAGAUCGGUCGCCGUCUGUCCACAUAUCCGCUUUCGCCACGCUUCGGCAAGAUGCUCUACAUUGGACACCAACAUGGCUGCAUGCCAUACGUAAUCGCUCUUGUCGCGGGUCUCGCUGUAGGCGACUUGUUUGUCUCAGAAAAUCAAUUACCCGGCAACGAGAUGCAAAUGCAACAGUUGAAGGAUAAGAAGAAAGGUCCAGGUUUGGACUCGGACACGAGUGACACUGAAGAUGAGAAGAUCUACACAAACGCAGAUCGUAUUGAAGACACUGAGCGUGAGCAGCGCUCAAAGGACUUCGCUCGUGUUCACCGUCUGUUAAGCAAACAUGACGACACAAGUGACGCUUUGAAGUAUCUCUCCGCCAUCUGUGCCUACGCCUAUGCUCCCGAUGGAGAGGCAUUUUGUGAGCAGAUGUUCCUCCGCGCGAAGGCAUUCAAAGAAGCAUCGCAGCUGCGGCACCAACUCUCAGACAUCGUCCGGUCAAAUAAUCCAGGGCUCCUUGGCACAUACUCGGCGAAGCUGCCCGAGCCGUCGCCUAAGCAGCUCAAGGCAAUUAAACAAAUCGUCACAGCUGGCUUCAUUGAUCACGUGGCCAUUCGCGCUGACUUGGCCCCCGUGCCUCCUGAGAUACCUCGCGCACCUCGUCGCGCUAUCGAUGUGCCAUACCUCACUCUUUUCCGAUCGCGUGAGCGACAUGCAGACGACAUUGCCGAGCGAGCCGUAUUCGUUCACCCAACUUCGGUUCUGGCCAAACUCACACCGAAGGAAAUGCCACCAUACAUCAUAUAUUCGCACCUGCAGCAAUCUGCUGCGGCGCCUCUCUCGGGACAGACGCCCAAGAUUCGAAUGUUCCCUCUAGUGGCACCAAGCGGCGCGCAGCUAGCGGCGAUUGCCCACGAUACACCGCUCAUUGAGUAUGGCAAACCCGUGGGAAAGACCGAGCUAUUGGGGGGGAUCCCUCAGCGCCGGUCAUGCUGGGUUGUGCCGUCACUUGUAGGUGACUCUGGAAGCACCGGAUGGCCGCUGCCGGCGAAGAAAGUGGUACAGCGGAAGGACCCCAGGGAAGGUUGGGUUAUCGAGAAGUUUGUAGCAUGA
This is a messenger RNA of Penicillium diatomitis, 3648 nucleotides long. RefSeq names its product ATP-dependent RNA helicase ECM16. Gene Ontology annotation, molecular function: RNA binding; ATP hydrolysis activity; ATP binding. The record is from RefSeq and is a predicted model, not a curated record. Lineage: Eukaryota; Fungi; Ascomycota; Eurotiomycetes; Eurotiales; Aspergillaceae. Gene Ontology annotation, biological process: maturation of SSU-rRNA from tricistronic rRNA transcript (SSU-rRNA, 5.8S rRNA, LSU-rRNA). Gene Ontology annotation, cellular component: intracellular anatomical structure; nucleolus. Bases 1 to 3648 code for a protein of 1215 amino acids. The transcript has 2 exons.